Messenger RNA from Cornus florida, 1431 nucleotides. Its product is annotated as probable pectinesterase 53. The record is from RefSeq and is a predicted model, not a curated record. Gene Ontology annotation, molecular function: pectinesterase activity. The transcript is spliced from 5 exons. NCBI's taxonomy places the organism in Eukaryota, Viridiplantae, Streptophyta, Magnoliopsida, Cornales, Cornaceae. Gene Ontology annotation, biological process: cell wall modification. The coding region runs from base 54 to 1199 and encodes 381 amino acids.
UUAAUUCCUUUCCUCUCUCACUCUAAUUCUUAUAUUCUCACUCUCUAAUAAAGAUGUCUAAUUUUGGACACAUUUCCCAUAGUAUUAUCAUUCUUAUUCUCUUUGUAAAUGCAAGCCGCACGCUAUGCCACACCAAGGGUAUCAGACCAAAGGGCUCUUUGGGGAAGCACCUGACAACAACAAAUAUGACACAAGCCCAAUUCUCGGAACAACAAUUCAUGAAGUGGGUCAUUUUUGUUGGUAGCCUCAAGCACACCCUCUUCUCCAAUGCGAAGAACAAAAUCUUCCCUUCUUACACACUUACCGUCGAUAGAAAUCCGGUGUACGGAGACUUUACUUCCAUUCAAAAAGCUAUUGAUUCUCUCCCAUUCAUAAAUCUUGUCAGAGUAGUGAUCAAAAUUCAUUCAGGAGUUUACACGGAAAAGGUAGAUAUACCUAAAUUGAAAUCAUUCAUAACCAUACAAGGAGCAGGAGCAGAAAAGACCAUUGUUCAGUGGGGAGAUACAGCCCAAACAAUUGGAGCUAAAGGGAAGCCUAUUGGUACCUUUGCUUCUGCAACAUUUGCUGUCAAUGCCCCAUAUUUCAUUGCCAAAAACAUUACAUUUAAGAACACAACACCAGUUCCACCACCAGGAGCUAGUGGAAAGCAAGCAGUGGCAUUUAGAAUAUCAGGAGAUACAGCAGCUUUUUUAGGGUGUAGGUUCAUGGGUGCACAGGACACACUCUAUGACCAUAUGGGUAGGCAUUAUUACAAGGACUGCUACAUUGAAGGCUCUGUGGAUUUCAUCUUUGGCAAUGGUCUGUCUCUGUUUGAGGGAUGUCAUGUGCAUGCAAUAGCACAGUUAACAGGGGCACUUACAGCACAAGGAAGGAGCAGCCUAUUGGAAGACACGGGAUUCUCAUUUGUGAAUUGUAAGGUCACGGGGUCAGGUGCUCUGUACCUAGGGAGGGCAUGGGGUCCCUUCUCUAGGGUAGUCUUUGCCUAUACAUAUAUGGACAACAUUAUCAUUCCCAAAGGCUGGUACAACUGGGGUGAUCCUACUCGAGAAAUGACUGUGUUUUAUGGGCAAUACAAGUGCACGGGACCAGGUGCAAGCUUUGCAGGAAGAGUAUCAUGGUCAAGAGAACUCACGGAUGAGGAAGCCAAGCCUUUUAUUUCACUUAGCUUCGUCGAUGGCUCUGAAUGGAUCAAAUUUUAAUAAUGUCCACAAUUGUUUCUCUCUUUUUUUCUUUUUCUUUUUUAAGAAGCCCAUCUUAAUUAAAUGAUAAUAUUGAUCAAUAUGUAGUAGUCCUUAGAGUAAUUAAAUAGGAUUUGAUUCGAUCUUCAUCAUUCAUCGAUACCACAUAUCUUUGGAUGAAGGAAAGAAUUACAAGAAAUUAUGAUAUAAUAAUAAUGUGUUAUGUUUAAUUUCUUUGAUAUCUCGAGUAUAA